Molecule: messenger RNA, 5753 nt
Organism: Epinephelus moara (kelp grouper)
Lineage: Eukaryota; Metazoa; Chordata; Actinopteri; Perciformes; Serranidae
Gene: arhgef28a
Product: Rho guanine nucleotide exchange factor (GEF) 28a
Exons: 36
Coding region: 210-5543 (1777 amino acids)
Biological process (GO): regulation of Rho protein signal transduction
Molecular function (GO): guanyl-nucleotide exchange factor activity
Source: RefSeq, a predicted model, not a curated record
AAACUCCCAACCGACUCUCUCCCGGAGCGAAGAGGCGGAUGAAGCAGAGAGCAACACAAAUGCGGAAUAAGGGAAUAAAACGUGUUUAUUAAGCGGAGAAAAGAGCAAGAGAGAAACUUUAUUCUAAGAUAACAAGUCGUGCGUUUUGAGUCGAGAUCGGACCGAAAGCUGAGAGAGACGACAGCAGGCAUCUGGUGGAUGGAGAGAAAAUGGAGCUGAACACAAGAGAGGUGCCUCUAUAUGGACAGGUGGAGGCCCACAUACAGUUGCAAGAUAGCACUCCUGAGGAUGCAGAGUUUUACGUUGUUGUACAAGGCUCUAGACUUACACAUGUGACUGCAGCAAAGAGAGGAGAUGAUGGACUUACUCUUCGCUUCACAGUUCCCGGCCAUGACCUUGUGGAAAUUGCCUCUGUCACAUCCUACUUUCAUGCAGAGGACCAAGUCAAAUCGUACGCAGGUGAAGCGUCUCUUGAAUACCUCAGGGACGUUGCUCAGGAGGCAGCAGACUACCUGAGUGCAAACAGGGACCAGCUUGGCCCCCAGAGCUACCUAGAAGUCCUGAAGAGGUUUUCCACAUUGGCGCAGGCAGCUGAUGAAGAGCUCUUAGCUGUGGGAAUAGACUGCAAAGAGGAGGAUGUGCAGCUCAGAGAAAGUUUAGGUGAUGAAGCUGGAUGUAUCAGGCAGCUGGAUGAGAAGAUCACACAGGCUAUAGCCAACAUGGAUUACCCUCAGCAGUGGAAGAAUACUGACAGUCAGCCAAGAGAAGCUGCUGAGCUUCAACCCAAAGAAACCCUCCUUCAUCUUGCAGUGCGCUUGGGUUUGGUCCAUCUCUCCCGUUUCUUAAUCCACCAGCCAAGGGGUCAAAGGGUGUUGACCUUACCCAAUCAGGAGGGAGACACACCUCUCCAGCUGGCUCAGAAGGACGGACAGCAUGCCAUGUUCAGAGUGCUGGCAGCUCCUCCAGGUCCUGUAGUCGGCCCUGUUCCAGGUGUGUGGUGUGUGUGGUCCGACAGCUCCUGCAUGCUGAGGUUUUGUCCAGGGAUGGACUCCCUGACACUCACUGUGCGGCAAACACCGGGAAGCUCCCCUCAGGAUGGCAUCACGACCUUAAGAAACAAAGUAGGAGACCACAGCAUCCUAAAAAUGAUCAGUGUGCUCAAAGCUGAUAAUGAGGAAGACAAGAGAGGCAAAGAGGAAAUCCUUCCUAGUGAUAAAGGCGUUUGCAAGGAGCAGCGAGUAGAAGAGCAUGUGCUGGUGGACAAUGUUUUUGAAGAACAGCUUGUUCUUUCUUUGGAUGAUGACGACGAUGAAGGAGAGUACCCAUCCUCAUUAUCUGUAAAUGGGCAUCCCAUUCAGUCCAGUGGAGAGGAGAGCAGGUUCACCCAGCGUGCUGCAGACCCUCUGCCCUCUGUGAUCAACAGCAGUGAUCAGACCAUCACACAGUGGACUCAGGAAGAAGAUAUAGAUAUCAAGUGUAGUGUCAGUGGAGUGACCACGGACAGCACGGGGACAGACAGUGGGUUAUGGGACACAGUGGACUCAGAAGAUCUCCUGCUGGCCACUGACACUCCUCCACCCUAUUCAGAAGAUUCCUACCCUCCCUCUCUACCCUGCUCUCCCCCACUCUCCCCCCCUGGCCAGGCCCUCGCUAGGCUGAACCGUCCCCUCUCCUCCGAGCCGACCAAUCAGAGCGAAAGUCCAACAAUGGACACCUGCGACCUCAGUCCCAGUCUAGUGGCUCUGGAAGUAGACAGUGAAGAGGACAGUAUCGAGCCAAAGUCUCCGCUCUCUCCACUCUCGUCAGAUGUUGAGAAAAGUGAAGACAAAAGGGAAAGCUUCCGUCCUUCCCCUGACCUCACAUGCACUCGCAGCCAGUCUGCCUCCUCAGCAUGUGAACCCACCAUAAAAGAACUGGGGGACCAGGGGAUUCGACUGCGUUCAUAUUCUUACUCCUCCCCCAAAAUCAGCUUGCGGCCUGCUCGUUUUGCCCGGGACAACCACACGUCAGACAUCAGUCCUGAUGCCGUGCUCCACAGUGUCAGCCACAGCCGAUCUCUCCUUCAGGCCCUCUCUCUGUCUAAAUCUCUGUCUCUUCUCCACCCUGGUAAGCAAAGAGCCUCCAGUAUAUCCGAGCAGUCACAUGAAAAAAGGGAGAUUAAGUUCCGUAAGAGAGCCCAGUCUGCUGAAGAUGAGAGCAGCAUGGAACUGGCAGAGUCCCUCCAACACCUCACUCUGUCUGAGUUCCUCAAAGAAAUUGAAGAGGAGGAGUUGGAUAAGUACAACAUCCCUACAAAGGUGGAGUCAGAGAAGUAUAAAGUCAUCCGCACCUUCAGUUUUCUCAAGAGCAGGAUGUCCAGUACACGCAACAAGACCAAGGGGAAGGGGAAGGACAGAGAGGCCAAGGAUAGGCAGCUGAAUGGACAUCGGUUUAACACAGGGUCCUGUUUGGGCCCCACCGUAUGUGUGGUGUGUGAGAAACCGGCAUCUGGAAAGGACCUGCUGCAUUGCGCCAGUUGCACUACUAUCGUCCAUAAGGGCUGUAAGGAAUCUGUCCCCCCAUGUUUGAAGAAACUUCAAGAUAAGUAUGCUGUUACCAUGGUGAAGAAUAGGACAGCAUCCCUCCCACAGAACUUCACAGUGAGAGACAGUCCUACUCAGUGUGUGAUCCCCAUCUCUAACUCUCUACCUCUUAUGAAAGACACUGCGACCCCGCCGUGCCCCCUUUCUGGGACUUUCCCAAACAGUGAGAGUCGGCUCAGUGAGAGUCCAGAGGCAGAGUCUGAUGCCUGCAAGGUUACCAGUCGAUCAGAAGAGCUCCUGCCGACUCCAGUGUCGUCAACCUCCACUGAAUCAUCCUUCGUAGAAGACUGCGUGGAUGGGUGUAUCCACAGUGACAUCUCGGCUGAUGCUGUGGAUUACGAGGCUGAGUCGUGGAGUCUUUCUGUGGAGCACAAGUUCUGCAAGAAGCAGGACAAACGAGCUGUCAAGAGGCAGGAUGUAAUCUACGAGCUGAUGCAGACCGAGCUUCACCACCUACAGACGCUACACAUCAUGGCCGAGGUUUUCCGGCGAGGCAUGAAGGAGGAAGUGCAGUUAGAUACAGACGCGGUGGAGCGGGUCUUCCCCUGUCUGGACCAGCUGCUGGUCUUUCACCACGCCUUCUUUGCUGCCAUGAAGGAGCGGCGACUCAGCUCAGCUCAACCCAAGGGACACAGGAACUACCUCAUCCAGCGAAUAGGAGACAUCUUGCUCCAACAGUUUUCAGAUGAGAACAGCGAGAAAAUGAAGCAGGUGUAUGGAGACUUCUGCAGUCGGCACAACGAAGCAGUCAGCUUUUUCAAAGACCUCCAGCAGCAUAACAAGAGAUUCCAGAACUUUAUUAAGCAACAAGGUAAUAAUUCUUUGGUGAGACGGAGAGAGAUCCCAGAGUGCAUCUUGCUGGUUACGCAACGGAUAACAAAGUACCCAGUGCUGCUGGAGAGGAUCCUAAAAUACACUCAAGAGGAAACAGAGGAGCAUGCCGACCUUUCCAAAGCACUGGCUCAGAUUCGAGAGGUGAUAGCAGCCGUGGACCUGAGCGUCAGUGAGUACGAGCGGCAUCAGAGGUUACAGGAAGUGUGGAGCCGCAUGGAGAACCGCAGCUCAGCCAAGCUGAAGAACGGCCAUACCUUCCGCAAGCAGGACAUGAUGGGGCCAGGACAGACGCUCAAACACCAGGGCGUGCUUCUGUGGAAGACCGCCACUGGUCGGCUUAAAGAUGUCCUGGCACUCCUUCUCACAGACACACUCAUCUUCCUGCAAGAAAAAGACCAGAAGUAUACGUUUGCCACUGUGGAUCAGAAGCCUCCAGUCAUCGCACUGCAGAAGUUAAUAGUGCGAGAAGUAGCAAACGAAGAGAGAGGGAUGUUUUUGAUUAGCGCAUCAGCCGCCGGGCCAGAAAUGUACGAGGUCCACACAUCAUCUAAAGAGGAAAGAAACACCUGGAUGAGGCUCAUUAGAGAGGCUGUAGAGAGCUGUCCAGAGGAAGAGGAAGAAUACACCAGUGAAUCUGAAGAGGAGAAGCGAGCUGCUGAGGCUCGUAUCCAGAAGAUCCACAAGUUACAAGAGAGUCUGAUGAGCCAGGACCAGCGGAUCUGCUCCAGCCUGGAGGAGAAGCUGCAGGUCUACGCAGAGCUCUCCGCUCUGAGUGGGAGGACGGACGCCUCGUUGGUUGAACCCCGACUGCUCAUCCAGCCGCACUCUGAGGAGCUACCCCAGGCUGCUGUGUUGCUGGCUGCAGCUUUGAAAGAGGUUGAACACCUGAAAACCACGCUGUCAUCCAAGGCCUGUUCUCCACCGAGUCACAGCCCAGACUCUGACACAGACUCUGUGUUUCCUGUCAGCCCUGCUACACUUGUAGAGCCCCCCUCAGACUCUGAGGCCUCACCUGAAAACCCAGAAGCCAGUGAGGGAAGUUGGACCGAGGUCCUCCCAACUCUCUUAAAAACAGACGUGAAUGACAUCGACUUCAAGGUCACUCAAAGUGUCCAAAGCCUGACUCAGUUACUCUACAGUCUGCAGGCCGCCGUGACCAUCCAGGACACCUGCUAUGAGGUCCAGAGGCUCCUCCUGCAGGAGACUGGGCGCCCUUCCCCUCGCACCCAACGUCCGCACCUUCCAAGCAUCCGGGGCAACACCCUUCAGGAACAGGAGAAGCAGCGUAACCUGGAGAAGCGGAAGGAGGAGGUUGCGGCGGCUCAGCGGCUCCAGGAGCAACUGCGCCAAGAGAGGGAGCGCUGGGAGAGAGAGUGCCAAGCCAGGGAGAGCCAGCAGGGGGAGCAGGAGAGUAGGCUGGAGGAGAGGGAGAGGCAGUGCCACCUGGAGAUGGAGAGGCUGAGGCACGAGAGGGAAGAGCUGGAUGAGCAGCUGGAGGAGUACCAGCAGAGCCUGGAGCGGCUCAGGGAGGGCCAGAGGAGUGUGGAGAGGGAGCGUGAGCGUCUGGAGAACCAGCAAAAGAUGCUCCAGACCUGGAGACACAGCCGGCAGAGGAGUCUGCCCACUGUGAUUCCUCACAUGGUCAUCCCUCUAGAUGGGCAGCAGGACUCGACGUCUAGUCAGUCCAGAGAGCACGCCGGCAAUGGCUCUGUGUUUGUAAACGAGGCUGCGUUCGCCAGCACCAGCGUCAACAACCGCCACGUCCACCACAAAAGAAAUGACCCCAGCGCGCACAAUUGUCUGAACACCCUGCUGGCAAGAUCCAACAGCAGACAGCCCCCCAUCGCUAAGACUCCUCACGGUCCACACUCAGACUCCCAGGGGUGGAUGAUGGGGACAGAGUACCUCUACAGCCCUGCAGGAAGGCUUGAGCUGCAGCAUACACCUAAUGAUCUCAACAGUCACAGCUAUAUCGGGGAGACCUGGUCGUCAACAGCAAGCGGAGCUGACCCGUAUCCAGCGCUCCCACAUCCUGGUGACCCUCAGUUGGACCUCAGUGCACUUGUUUCCUUGGAGACUGACAGCGGCGGGGAGGAGGGCAGCGAGGAAACCAUUGUGUAUCUCUGAAUAUUGAUACAUUUCAGACUGAACAGCCAACCCAGCACUUGGAAAAGGAUAAAGACAUUCAUGAAGCAUCAGGAUCGGCUCCAGGGUGGCUUCAGAAAAACAUUUCUCUCAUGCUUUUUUUUUUCUUAUUUGAAAGAUUAUUUUUGUGGUCUUUUUCAAAGUUACUGGAUACACAGAGAGAGAAACAGAUAAAUAAGGUUGUUUCAAUCU